AUGAGUGAGAUGGACGGAGUAGCUAGAGGUUGUGGCGCGAGAGGGCGCGGUGCUCGAGGCCGUGGUGGCAGAGCUAGAGGCCGGGGCCGAGUUGUGGACUUCGGCGGAUUCGGGAGAGAGUGUGGUGCCGAGUGUGGCGACUGCGUCGGUGACCCAGUCGUUAUUGGCUCGUUUUCCGCCAGUGGUUCCACAAGGGGCUCCGGGAGUACCUCCAGUGGCAGAGGUGCAGCAGAGGGCUGCGGGUUUGUUCAGCCGCAGGCUGUGGGUUUGAUGGUGCCGUCCUACUUGGAUAUGUGGGGCACAUGCAGAGGAUUGGUACGCCGUACUUUGAGGGCGGAGUUAGCCAGAGGCGGCAGAUGUGGCGUCAGAGAUUGGAGCGGAAUUUCCAGUCUAUCAGAUUCUGGUUUAGUACCAGUGGGCGGUUUUGAGUCCCACGUUUUAUUCGACUCUGGAGCAUCGAAUUGCUUCAUUACACCGGAGCGUGCCGAGAAGAGUGGCAUCCGGAGUAGCGCGGGCGAGAGCGCGGGCAUGGUCAAGGUGGCGGGAGGUGGAUUCUUGUCUACUUUGGGCCGUGCUAGAGGAGUCGAGAUCGAGAUUGCGGGGCAGUCAAUGCCAGCAGACUUAGUCAUCAGUCCGGUGGAGCUGUAUGACGUUAUUCUCGGGAUGGACUGGUUGUCACACUACAGAGUUCAUCUGGAUUGCUACAGAGGUAGAGUGGUCUUCGAGCGAGAUGCAGGGAGGUUGGUUUAUCAGGGAGUGAGACCGACUUCCGGGAGUAUUGUGAUAUCUGCUAUUCAGGCCGAGCAGUUGUUAGAGCGGGGCUGUGAGGCGUAUCUGGCGACGAUUUCUAUGUCUGAGUCAGGAGCUGGAGUUGUUAUGGGAGAUAUUGAGGUUGUCCAGGAUUUUGAGGAUGUCUUUCAGUCACUGAAGGGAUUACCACCAUCUCGGUCUGAUCCUUUCACGAUUGAGUUAGAGCCGGGGACAGCACCGAUAUCGAAGACGCCUUACAGGAUGGCGCCAGCUGAGUUGGCAGAGCUGAAGAAGCAGAUAGAGGACCUUUUGUCUAAGGGGUUCAUUCGACCGAGUGUUUCACCAUGGGGAGCACCGGUGUUGUUUGUGAAGAAGAAGGAUGGAGUUUCAGACUUUGUAUCGAUUACAGAGAUUGACUUGGCAUCGGGGUAUCAUCAGAUCCCGAUAGAUGAGGCAGAUGUCAGGAAGACUGCUUUCAGGACGCGUUAUGGGCAUUUUGAGUUCGUGGUUAUGCCUUUCGGUUUGACUAACGCGCCGGCAGCCUUCAUGAGAUUGAUGAACGACGUGUUCAGGGAGUAUUUGGACGUGUUCGUCAUCAUUUUCAUUGAUGAUAUUCUGGUAUACUCGAGGAGUCAGGAGGAGCAUGCGACUCACUUGAGGUUGGUUCUGGAGAAGCUUCGGGAGCAGAAGCUUUUUGCUAAGUUGAGCAAGUGCAGUUUCUGGCAGCGAGAGAUGGGAUUUCUUGGCCACAUUGUUUCUGCAGAGGGAGUUUCUGUGGAUCCGGCUAAGAUUGAGGCUAUCAGAGAUUGGCCUAGACCUAGUAGUGCCACCGAGAUCAGGAGUUUUCUGGGUUUGGCAGGAUACUACAGGAGGUUCGUCAAGGGGUUUGCUACCAUGGCGCAGCCGAUGACGAAGUUGACCGGGAAGGAUGUCCCGUUUGUUUGGUCAGCUGAGUGUGAGGAGAGCUUUAGUCAGCUCAAGGAGAUGUUGACUACUACACCAGUGUUGGCGUUACCCGAGCCAGGGAAGCCUUACAUGGUGUAUACAGAUGCUUCAGGCAUUGGUCUUGGUUGUGUGCUGAUGCAGGAGGGCAGAGUGAUAGCAUAUGCUUCGAGACAGUGGCAGGGCAGUGAGCGUAACCGUCCUACACAUGACUUAGAGUUGGGAGCAGUGAUCUUCGCGUUGAAGAUUUGGAGGUCUUACUUGCUAGGUGAGACAGUACAGGUCUUCACGGAUCACAAGAGUUUGCAGCAUAUCUUCACUCAGCCGAUGAUGAACGCGAGACAGACGCGCUGGGUUGAGUUCUUGGCGGACUAUCAGGUGAGCAUUAACUACCAUCCGGGCAAGGCUAACCUAGUGGCGGACGCGUUGAGUAGACGGAGGGCGACCAAGAUGUACCAUGACCUCAAGAGGUACUAUCAUUGGGUCGGGAUGAAGAGGGAUGUAGCAGACUGGGUUGCGAAGUGCAACACUUGUGCCUUGGUGAAGGCAGAGCAUCAGGUUCCGGGUGGUCUUUUGCAGAGUUUACCCAUUCCAGAGUGGAAGUGGGACAGGAUUACGAUGGAUUUCGUGGUUGGACUACCUAUUUCGAGGACUUUUGAUGCUAUUGGGAAGUUUGUGCGAGAGAUUGUGAGGCUGCAUGGAGUGCCAGCUAGUAUUGUGUCAGACCGUGAUCCCAGAUUCACUUCAGAGUUUUGGAGGCGUUUUCAGGCAGAGAUGGGCACUAAGGUGCAUCUGAGUACAGCUUAUCAUCCGCAGACAGAUGGUCAGUCAGAGAGGACUAUUCAGACUUUGGAGGAUUUGCUGAGGAUGUGUGUGUUGGAUUGGGGUGGCCAUUGGGCAGAUCACCUGAGCUUAGUUGAGUUUGCAUACAACAACAGCUUUCAGGCGAGUAUUGGCAUGGCUCCAUUUGAGGCUUUGUAUGGGAGGCCAUGUAGGACACCCCUAUGCUGGACCCAAGUGGGGGAGCGCAGCAUGUAUGGAGCUACUUAUGUUCAGGAGACGACAGAGAAGGUCCGUGUUGUGAGGCUGAACAUGAAGGAGGCUCAGGAUAGGCAGAAGAGUUAUGCAGAUAGACGCAGACGAGAGCUUGAGUUUCAGGUUGGAGAUAGAGUUUAUCUCAAGAUGGCUAUGUUGAGGGGUCCUAACAGAUCCAUAGCAGAGAACAAGCUGAGUCCGCGUUUUAUGGGGCCGUUUCCAGUAGUGGAACGAGUUGGGCCAUUGGCUUACAGGCUGGAGUUGCCUGAGAUUAUGAGAGCCUUUCACAAGGUUUUUCAUGUGUCGAUGCUGAGGAAGUGUCUUCACCCUACAGAGGAGUUAGUGGCUAGGAUUCCAGAGGAUCUUCAGCCAGAUUUGACAGUGCCGGCAGUGCCUGUGAGGAUUUUAGAGAGGAGGGAAAAGGUUCUGAGGAACAAGAGGAUUCCCUUACUGAGGAUUUUGUGGGAUUGCAGUGGUUCUACAGAGGAGACUUGGGAGCCAGAGGCAAAGAUGAAGUUGAAGUUCAGGAAGUGGUUCGACAAGCAGGUCGAGGAGUGA
Microthlaspi erraticum is the source of this 3285-nucleotide messenger RNA. NCBI's taxonomy places the organism in Eukaryota, Viridiplantae, Streptophyta, Magnoliopsida, Brassicales, Brassicaceae. The record is from the annotation of a GenBank genome assembly.